Gymnogyps californianus (California condor) is the source of this 1483-nucleotide messenger RNA. It is a transcript of the gene GTPBP3, whose product is annotated as GTP binding protein 3, mitochondrial. The record is from RefSeq and is a predicted model, not a curated record. Gene Ontology annotation, molecular function: GTPase activity; protein binding; GTP binding. Gene Ontology annotation, cellular component: mitochondrion; cytoplasm. NCBI's taxonomy places the organism in Eukaryota, Metazoa, Chordata, Aves, Accipitriformes, Cathartidae. Gene Ontology annotation, biological process: tRNA wobble uridine modification; tRNA methylation.
AUGCGCCGGGGGCUCAUGGCGCUGCGGAGGGCGCUGAGCGCGGCGGGACGCAGGUGGGCGCAGGACCUGUGCUCCGUGGUGGGGGACACCAUCUUCGCCGUCUCCUCGGGACACGGGCGGUGCGGGGUGGCCGUCAUCCGCACCAGCGGGCCGGGCAGCCGGGGGGCCCUGCAGAGCCUCACCGGGCGCCCCGAGCUGCCCCCACCCCGCGUCCUGGCCCUGCGGCGCAUCCGCGACCCCGCCACCGCCGAGCCCCUGGACCGCGGCCUCGUCGUCUGGUUCCCAGGUCCCCAGAGCUUCACCGGGGAGGACUGCGCCGAGCUGCACGUGCACGGCGGGCCGGCGGUGGUGAGCGGGGUGCUGCGGGCGCUGGGGCGCUUGCCCGGGCUGCGUCCCGCCGAGCCCGGGGAGUUCACGCGCCGAGCCUUCCGCCGCGGGAAGCUGGACCUGACGGCGGCCGAGGGGCUGGGGGACCUGAUCCGGGCAGAGACGGAGGCCCAGCGGCGGCAGGCGCUGCGGCAGAUGGAGGGCGAGCUGGGCCGGCUCUACCAGCGCUGGAGCGAGACCCUCACCCAGGCUCUCGCCCACCUCGAAGCCUACAUCGACUUCAGCGAGGAUGACAACGUGGAGGAAGAGGUCUUGUCCCAAGUGGAUGCCACCGUGCGGGCGCUGGAGCAGGAGAUCGGUGCCCACCUGCGGGAUGGGCGCCGUGGGGAGCUGCUCCGCGGGGGGGUCCGCGCCGUCAUCGCCGGCCCCCCCAACGUGGGCAAGAGCAGCCUUCUCAACCUGCUGUGCCAGCGUCCGGCAGCCAUCGUGUCGCCGGUGGCGGGGACGACACGGGACGUGGUGGAGGUGGCCCUGAAUGUCGGCGGUUACCCCCUGGUGCUGAGUGACACGGCCGGGCUCCGCGAUGCCACCGACCCCGUCGAGCAGGAGGGGGUCAGCCGUGCUCGGGACCGGCUACGGCAAGCAGACCUGGUGCUGGCCGUGCUGGAUGCCGUGGCGGUGCCCACCGAGCCGGCCGAGCUGGGGGCUGCGCUGGGGUCCUUGCUGCCCCCCACUGCCCCCCCGCCUUGCAUCCUGGUGCUCAACAAGGCCGACCUGCUGCGGGGGGGCGAGGGGGCCCUGCGCCAUGCCUGCACCCAGGGGGACCCCCUGCCCCCCGCCGCCCUCCUCUCCUGCAAGACGGGCGAGGGGCUCGACCAACUCCUGGAGCUGCUGGCACGGCAGCUGGCGCGGCUAUGCGGAGACCCCCUGGCAGGCUCACCCAGCCUGACGCAGAGCCGGCACAGCCUCCACCUCGGUGACUGCGCGGCAGCGCUGGCACGCUACGGCCGGGAGCGCCGGCGGGACCUAGGGCUGGCGGCCGAGCGGCUGCGGUUGGCGCGGCGGCACCUGGGCCGGAUCACCGGCCACGUGGGCGCCGAGGACAUCCUCGACAUCAUCUUCAGGGACUUCUGCGUCGGCAAGUGAGGGGCGCAGG